AUGGAGAUGAUUGUACAGCGCUUGAGUUUAAGGGAUCGAAUUCGCACAGGUCUUGCCUGCAAGUCUUGGAAUUCAGUUUGUAUGCGAGGACACAUCCGCGGUGCUCCAGAAGCGCCCUGGUUAGUUCUUCCUCAGGAUCCAAAUUGCAACUACUUGUCCUUUACCAACCUUGCCGACGGCAAAGUUCACAAGUUGAAGCUGCCUAAGCCAAUUCAUGGAAGUCGGUUUUAUGGCUCUUCAAGAGGUUGGUUAAUUAUGAUCCAAGAAAAAAGACUGAAUUCUAAAAUGUUUCUGUUCAACCCGGUUUCAGGAGCCUUACGCCAACUUCCACCAUUGUGGACAAUUCCAUCUUUCAAAAAGUUUGUAGAAACAGAAUGGGUUCUGUGUGGUACCGGCUUUUUCUUUCGGCACAUUGUGCUAUCCACCUCAGAUAUUAAUGAUUCAGAAUGUAUUGUGGCAGCAAUAUUUGAUAAUUUAAAGGUGUUGGUUAUGUGUAGACCUGGAGACAAAACAUGGAGUGGCUUCCAGGUAUUAGAUGAAAAUGAACAUCAUUACCAAUUAUUGUUUUCUAGUACUGGUAAGUUAUACUCCUUGGCUAUUAGUAAUAUUAAGAGUGAGCUCAUCCAACCUCGCACCAUAAAAUUUGGAGAUGUGGAAGUGGAAUUGAUCUUAGUCUAUGAUAACGAGGAGCAGAAUGGAAUUGACUUUGAGUAUCAUAAUGACUACAAAAUCAGUUUAAAUGGGGUAUACGAAUCAUUCUUGUUUGAAUCAACCAACAGUGAAGUCUUGGUGAUCCAUCAAAUAAGAGAUGUUUUUGAAAUUCGCACAAGCAUGGAUGAUGAGGAUGAUGAAGAACUGGAACUGGAAGGAGGAAAUCAUCAAGAUGAUGAUGAGGAAGAACACAACAUGCAAGAAGAAAGUGAUGACGAGCUCGAGGAGGGCAACACUGACUACAAUGAUCAUGAAUAUUUCAGGACAUCUGGUUUUAAAGUUUACAAGAUUGAUCCUGAGACUGGUGACUUUCUUAAGGAACAAAGUUUGGGGGACCAAAUGUUAUUUUUGAGCUCGCACGGUUCCUUCUCUCUUCGGGCGAGCGAUUUCAUGGAGUUAGACAGGAACAACAUUUACUUUGCGACAAAAGGAAUCGACUCCUUUAAUGUUCACAAACAAUUUACAACUCGUGAGAUCGGCACCUUCUGCCUCGAUAAUGAAAGAGUUAAGAGAUCCUUUCCAAGCGUCCAAGAAUCAAUGGGGUCUCGAAUGAGUUGGUUUACACCAUGUUUGGGAUAG
Prunus avium (sweet cherry) is the source of this 1290-nucleotide messenger RNA. Its product is annotated as putative F-box protein At5g66830. NCBI's taxonomy places the organism in Eukaryota, Viridiplantae, Streptophyta, Magnoliopsida, Rosales, Rosaceae. The record is from RefSeq and is a predicted model, not a curated record. Gene Ontology annotation, molecular function: protein binding.